GUUUAUGUCUAAGAGAAAGGAUUAUCGCAUUCUAAAGUUCAAGAGAGGAAUGGGACUUCAGAUCAAAGAACUAGGCCAAGGAUCAAGAGGAAAUUUGAAAUACUGCCUUGUGAUAUUGAAUCAGCCUUUGGACAAAAGUUUUCGUCAUCUUUGGAGCAAAGCUCUUCUAAGAGCCUGUGCUGAUGGAGGUGCCAAUCGCUUAUAUGAUAUCACCGACAGAGAGAGGGAACGCUUUUUGCCUGAAUUCAUCAGUGGAGACUUUGAUUCUAUUAGGCCUGAAGUUAGAGAAUACUACACUGUUAAGGGAUGUGAGCUCAUUUCAACUCCUGACCAGGACCAUACUGACUUCACCAAGUGCCUUGAAGUGCUGCAGAAGAAGAUAGAAGAAAAAGACCUCCAGGUCAAUGUGAUUGUGACAAUGGGAGGACUUGCUGGGCGUUUUGACCAGAUCAUGGCGUCCGUGAGCACCUUGUUCCAAGCGACUCGCAUCACUCCUUUGCCAAUUAUAAUCAUCCAAGAGGAAUCUCUCAUCUACCUGCUCCAACCAGGAAAGCACAAAUUGCAUGUAGACACUGGAAUGGAAGGUGAUUGGUGUGGCCUUAUUCCUGUUGGACAGCCUUGCAAUCAGGUUACAACGACGGGCCUAAAGUGGAACCUCACAAAUCACGUGCUCAGCUUUGGAACCCUGGUCAGCACCUCCAAUACCUACGAUGGAUCUGGUGUUGUGACCGUGGAAACGGACCACCCACUCCUCUGGACCAUGGCCAUCAAAAACUGACCCAGGGACUGGCCUUCGUAGCUCUGCCUCCAACUUACCUCAUCUGCCAACAACUCAUUGCUCAACAAGCACAGUUCCCCUUGGUCUGCAGGAGUCUAAGCCCACUUGUUUUAAAGCUGUCAAUGUUUAGUUAAAUUCAGGUAACAUAAUGACAGAUCUCAGUUUUACAAUGAGGGGAGAAAUCAUUAUGUUUAAGAAAAUAAAUAAGCUCUAUUACAUUCGGUUGAAAAACUAAUGUGGAUCAUUCCACCAUACAGUUCAGUACUGAUUGUCCUUCUGUUAUUAAUCAUUCCAUUUAUCCUAGAAAAUGACUUUAAUUCAAAGCUGAGAAGGCUCAGUGGGCUCCUUGGUAUCAGCACACAGGCCUCCUGCUGCACACCCUCCAGGGCUUGACACCCAGGGCUGCUUCCGAGCCUUUUAGCGUUAGAUUCCUGUGUAGCAGACGAAAGUUUCUUACCAGAUUGAGAUGUUAGGACUGCACCCUUUUACUUCAGCCUUAUUACGAUCUCUUAAAAAUAAGAACCAUUGACCUAAUUAUUAAAUUUGAAAGCAGGCAGUUAUGGAAGCUCUAGGUGAAAGGAGAAAUGGCAUGAAUUCCUAAAGCCCUGGGAGACUCCCAAAGCUGCCUCAUUGCCUUGCAACCUGGACUGAGACCACUGUGCACAGCAAGCCCAGAAGUGGAAUCACUCCUGACAUACCUCUGACUGAGCUCGCAGGCAACACGCUUACCCGAUGACCAGAAAACGAGCCUGGCAGCCUGUGGGAUGAGUGAGCUCCGUGCACUGAGGAGCCUGGGUCUGAAAGCCUGCGUUCCUGUGCCCCAUUCACCUGACUCCCCGGAGCCCUCUCCUCACCUGGAAAUGGAGGGACUGGACGGAGGGUCCUGAGCCCCUUCCCACACUCAGGGCCCAAACACUGACUGGCGGUUACUGGGCAGAUCCUGCACAGGGUGAGAGCGUUAAUCCCGGCACUGAAACAUAUUCAUGUUGCUUUUAGGAUUAGACCCUCUUCUAGCCUCUUACCCUUUCUGUCCCAUUUCCCAAACCGUGUGUGGCCAUAUAAACCAGGAAGUAGAAGAACCUGCCAAUGGGCUGCCGCCGUGGGAAAGGGACCAGCAGCUCUUUCCUCCUGGUGCUACGAGAGGGCCUCUCUGAACCAGCGCACAGGUAACCGUGAGACCCUCCUAACCAUCUGUGCAAACGUGUGUGAGACUGGAAUCCAGAUGUCAAAUAAAAAUGUUCAAUGUGCACGUGUGUGGUCAGUAUUAAAGAAAACAAUCUUCCUCAACUACUUCAUUAUCACCAACCUCUCACCUCAAUGUUUCUACAUUUUAAAAAAGAUUUGCUCAAAGGAUGAUUAAUAAGGGCAAUACUUCACUCAUCUGAUUUCGGAGAACAACCAGAAUUAUUAUUAAUACAUUCUCUAACCUCUCUCCCUGGGAGUUCCUCUCCAGAUCCCCUGUGCCGGGUGUUUACCUGUGACCCCCCUAUAAGAUAAGAUUAGGCAGAGACCUGUGUACCCUCUAGGACUGAGAAAGGAAGGACAGGUAGAUUGCUUUUCAAGAGCUUUCUAAGCUGGAGGGAAAGGAACAGAGAAGGCCCUGCCAGAGUAGAGGAAGUGGAGGAAGCUGGAGGAGGAAGAGCGUGGCCAGCGAGGGAGGGCCCACGGAGCUCACACCCAGUGCUGCAGGGGAGCCACGGCUAGGUCCGUCCAUUCUUCUCAGCACAAACGCAGAGCCCAGAGCUCCUGUCCACACACCACCCAGCUCCCCCUCACCACACAGACAAAUGCACAGCAGCCGGGGAAGGCGGGCCAGCACCGGCUCCUUCAGCUCAUUUAACUCGGAACCUCCAGCAGAAAAGCUUACCCAAGACUCCACACCACACCUGCACCAACGGAAACUAGAAAGCAGUGAGUGCCGGGUCAAGUGGGGGCAUUCUCAGCACCUGUUGUCACUUUACCUCACAAGUCAGGGCUCAGCCGCUCUGUAUUCAUUACUAGGAAUGUGUUCACAGCAUGUAAAAUAAAUAUGUCCAUUGUUUUAAGAUUUUACCACAAAAA
Myotis lucifugus (little brown bat) is the source of this 2839-nucleotide messenger RNA. It is a transcript of the gene TPK1, whose product is annotated as thiamin pyrophosphokinase 1. Bases 5 to 778 code for a protein of 257 amino acids. The transcript has 8 exons. The record is from RefSeq and is a predicted model, not a curated record. Gene Ontology annotation, biological process: thiamine metabolic process; thiamine diphosphate biosynthetic process. NCBI's taxonomy places the organism in Eukaryota, Metazoa, Chordata, Mammalia, Chiroptera, Vespertilionidae. Gene Ontology annotation, molecular function: ATP binding; thiamine binding; thiamine diphosphokinase activity.